Macrobrachium nipponense is the source of this 3473-nucleotide messenger RNA. RefSeq names its product vascular endothelial growth factor receptor 1-like. Lineage: Eukaryota; Metazoa; Arthropoda; Malacostraca; Decapoda; Palaemonidae. The record is from RefSeq and is a predicted model, not a curated record. Gene Ontology annotation, molecular function: transmembrane receptor protein tyrosine kinase activity; ATP binding. Gene Ontology annotation, cellular component: signaling receptor complex; plasma membrane. Gene Ontology annotation, biological process: cell surface receptor protein tyrosine kinase signaling pathway; positive regulation of kinase activity; protein phosphorylation. The transcript has 16 exons. The coding region runs from base 24 to 3134 and encodes 1036 amino acids.
GCAUUCACUUUCAGGAUGCCAAAAUGACGGAUACAGUACACAAGGAGAACCACCUUUCGUCCAAAUGUACGUUUGUGGCACAGGAGAUGGCCAGGAUCAAAUGUCUGUCCGGAACGAGGGAGAAAAUUGCAAAUAUUGCAGUGUCAGAGUUCAAGAAGCGUUAUACCUUCAGGCACAGUGACAGCGGAGGAGGAAUGAAGGACCUCAAAAGAAAUUCAAGUCACACCUCCAUCGAGACCGACCCUUUCAUCCUGACUUGCGCAGCUUCCAGGUUCUACUUCCAAGAAGUCAGACUGACGUUCUCACCCGCGGACCACGAAGCUUUUUCAGAAGACGACGAAGAGAUUGUUGAAGACAUGUCAACUGAUCUUGAUCUGAUUAAAACCUUGACCGUUGGCAAUGUCAGCAACAGUCACAAGGGGAAAUACGUGUGCUUUGCAAUUGCAAGAAAAGGUCACGAGAACAAGAUUAUGACCUUGAAUCACGAGGUGGAAGGUCUCAUCCCUGUUUUUCUCACGGAAUACGGAAACAUGUUGCCAGAGAACAACAAGGAAGAACGGAUGGUCAGAGAGGCUUUCACCUUCAACUGCUCCGUAUCUGGCACACCUGUCAUCGACAUUGCGUGGACAAAGGACGAUCAGCCUCUUCCCAGCAACUUCGGAGAAUUCAGGGAGAACAACCAGACCAUAACGAUCAGUGACCUGAAUCCCGUAACUCACUCCGGUCGUUACGCAUGUGAGGCUAGAAACAGGGGCGGAUCUGUGAGGGGAUUCCUCACUCUAAUUGUGCUUGGUGAAGGAUCCAGCAAAGCCUGGAAAGUUACCAUGAGCAUCAUUACCCCAUUCCUCAUCUGCCUCUUGGUAGUAGUCAUUGUGUUGUUCAGAAGAGUCAGGCGUGAUUUCCUAACCAGGAGAGAGACGAAAAAGAAUCUGGCUUUCCUCUUCGAGAGAGGACGGCCUAACGAACUCAACCCAGACUGCACAGCAGACGAACAAGCCGAGCUUCUCCCUUAUGACCAUAAAUGGGAGGUUUCUAGGGACAGAAUACAGCUGGGCCAGCAACUUGGUACAGGCGCCUUCGGCCGUGUUGUCAAAGCCCAUGUUUCAAACCUGGAGCCAGGGGUUCCUAAAACGACUGUGGCCCUUAAAAUGAGCAAGACCCAAGCCGAUCCUGCCCAAAUCAGGGCACUGACUCAAGAGCUCAAAAUUAUGGUUCACAUUGGAAAGCACCUUAACAUUGUCAAUCUUCUGGGUUCCUACACUGCUAAUGUUAGAAAAGGAGAGCUGUGGAUCCUCGUCGAGUUCUGCCGAUACGGCAGUCUCCUCCCGUUCCUCCACCGCCAUCGACACAAUUUCGAGAAUCUCGUCGACCCCGUCACAGACAUGGUCGACCUGACCGGGAGAGACGGCGAGGGGAACAUUUCACCUUUCUCCCCGGUUCCCGUGAGUUCGCCCACGUCACCCAGGUCUCCCGGGUCGUCGUUUAAAUAUCCGAGUGUCCCCCAGUCCCCGACGCGCUCCGAAAAAGAUGGCUACGAGUCUGCGCAGACGGCGUCGUCCGCCAUGUAUUCUGGGACGAGAAGGCCGUGUGAAACUUUGCUGGAAUCCCCAACGUCACCUACGGUUCCCUUCUCUCCAUCCUGUACUACCCCCAAAGAGGAUUCGAUGGAUGAAGAACGCCGACCCAGUUCUCCCAGGAUCUUUCGGUUUGGGGACUCCCUGCCCAAGGGAAUAAAGAUGGUACAGAAUCCUUCAUACCAGACGGUGCCCGUGGAGGAGAACACAGCAGGAAUGGAAGUGGGAUCAGGAAGCCACAACACGAGGAAUCAAUCGUUAAAAGUGCUCGAUUCCCAGGGGAAUUAUUUCAUGUACGACAAGAGCACGAUUCCAGGCGUGACGUCAUCUUUCACGACCGUUGACCUGAUUUGCUGGUCUUGGCAAGUGGCCGAGGGUAUGGAUUACCUUACCCGUAGGAAGGUUCUACAUGGAGAUUUGGCGGCCAGGAACCUGCUUCUGGCUGAGGCCAAUGUUGUGAAGAUAAGCGAUUUCGGCCUCUCGAGAGAUAUCUAUAUGGACGAGAUAUACUUUAAACAAACCAAUGAUCUCUUGCCAGUGAAGUGGAUGUCGAUUGAGGCUAUCCGCGACAGGAUGUUCUCCAUCCAGAGUGACAUCUGGUCCUUCGGAGUGACCAUGUGGGAACUCUUCAGUUUGGGCUCCACGCCAUACCCAGGGGUCAAGAUUGACCACACGUUCUUGCAGAGCCUACAAGACGGGUACCGCAUGGAAAUGCCCGAAUAUGCGAACUGUGAACUAUAUAAAAUCAUGCGCCAGUGUUGGGGGAGUGAUCCUCAAGAACGGCCUUCUUUUCGAUAUUUGGCCGACAGGCUCAGUAAGAUGUUGAUGCCUGAGACAACUCAGCACUACAACAACAAGAAUGGAGAGUACCUGAACAUGAACGAGGAACGUUUCAAACACGAAAAAGAUUACCUGGAGAUGUUGGCAUCACCUGACAUCAGGAACGUCACUAGAGAUGAUGAUGUGCCGCAAUGUGAGGAUGCUGUAGAUGGGACUACAAAAACGAACCCCGAUCUUCGGCUGUAUAUUGAAAGCAAAUCGGACGCUCAAGAUCAAGAAACGAAUUACCUUCCCAUGUCGUCAUGUGCAGGCUCCCCACAGUCCCCCUUCGACAUCUUCAGUCCCACGAAAACUUCAGAGAAUGGAAAUGUGUUCACUUUUGGUGAGGAGGUCCAAAGGAAAAACUCGAAUGCUCUCCGGCAGUCCUGCCCUCAGAGAGGGAACCCUUUGCACGAAGACACCCACCCAUCCCACCAGAGCCUUGGAGAUCUCCGCACCGAGGAAGGACUGGCGAACCAACAACACAAGGCUGACGAUCCACCGCAGAGCCCCAACGGUUCACUACGAGACGAAACCGGUGACGAGCACUCUGAGUUAUCUUCACUAACGGGUGACAACAAAACUUGUAUGACUCGAAGGCCUUUUAGUCAAGAGAGUCACUACAUGAACAUACCGCUUGCACCAGAUGAUUGCUCUUCACCUCUUCCUUCCCCUGAGAUAACUUUAAACUUGUCCUCAGCGGGUGAGGUGGGUUAUGCCAAUCUCCAAACGGUGAGAUGAUUGAGUUGGUCCAGGCCUAUAUUCUAGCUACGGAUUAAGACUCCUUCAAUUGGCGGCAUUGACACGUCUACCAUCUUGCCGAAGGAGGUAUUCAAUUCUAAUCCAAAAAAGGUACAUUUUCAGCAUUAACCUCGAGGUUAAGGUUGAUCCCGAGAGUGGACAUAAUAUACGAGCGUACUGUCCAGCUAUUUGCUUUUAUUCGCAAGUGACUUCGUUUUAAAGAAGUAAUAUAUGCCAUGUGUAUGUAUGCUUACGUUUAAAGUAUGUACUUUUAUAUAUAAGAGGUAUAGAUAUAUGUACAAAUAUAAAUACAAACAUAUAUACAUACAUGCAAAAUUU